GAAGCUAAUGGCAGCAACAUGAGUGGAGCCCAACAGGACCGAGCAAUGAUGGCAGACAGCCUCCCUCUGAACAAGACAGCUUUGGGACUACAUGACCAGGAGAUGAACAAAGCUCUCUCGGAGUUCAAAGUGUUUAAUAUUGUCAUCAUUGCCCUGGCCUUGUGUAUCCUCACCAUCACUGGAUUGUACUGCAUCACUGUCUGCUACAACCGCAGCAGGCAGUCAAAGAGAGCCCACGUUUAUGAGAGUGCAGUGACCCGAGGCGAGCAGCUGGACCCCGUGGCGGUCAAAGCGGUGAAGAGGUCGACCAGUUUCAUCAACCCUCUGGCCUUCUUCAGGAAACCAGAGGCAGCAAAGGACAACUCCAGGAUCUAUUACAUCUACAGUAACCCGCUGCCUGUAGGACUGAAGGAGGAAGAGGAGUUGGGGGAAACCAAAGCCCCACAAGGACCAGAGAAGCAAAUUGAACUGUCGUUUCAGGAGUAUGCCAACGAUCCAAACAGUGGUGUCAUCCUGGACCCUCCAAUUUUUUACAUGCAGCUUUAGAGGGUAGGAGGGAGAAUCUUAAAGGUCUGAGACCUGAUCCCUGCCGCUGUGUCUAUCAAAAUGUCAACAUGUAGAGGCCAAUAAAGAGGCAAUAACAUUCAGUUUAGUUAUCAUGGGGAGUACUACUCAUCCUGUAAAAAAAAAAAAAGUAUAAUGUCCUCUGUAGCUCAAGUCUGGGAACAUAAUUAUUGUUAUUUCAGCAAAGGAUUUGAGACUACAAACUUACAACAGACAACUUAUGUUCUAGACACUGGUAUGAAGUUUGAAAGACGUGGGUAUUUGCCAAGCAAGAACAUAAGAUGCUAUCAAGUUGCAUUAUGGGAAAUGUAGGAUCCAGUGUUUGACCAAUACUAUCGACUUAAAUUGGGGAUAUUUCUUCCACUGCUGCUUUAAUUUUGACCCUAUUUUGUAUUUUGAUUAUCUUGUGUCCCAUUAAAUUCUAAAUCACUGGUGUAACCCUUUAAUAACUCCACAGUAAGUGGAAGGGUGCAACCGCAAAAAAGGAUGUGUAUCUGAUAUUGGAGAAUACCUGUGUUGAUAUCACUGGCUAUAAGUCUUAGCUAAUAGAGAGUCUAACAACAGUGGUCUGUCCCUAAAAGAUAGAUGCAGGACCUUAAUGCACCCGGUGGAGCAUUUGACCACUAGUGGGGCUAUGGAGCAUUCAUUAGCGAGUUUUGUUUGUAUCACGUGGCAACAUGAUCCACAUUUCUGUUUUGGCUGUUCCACUGAUUGACAGUUAGUAAACAUUAAUGUAAACAAUGCUGAAUUUGAAAUGUUUUUUAAAUGGCUUUACAAAUGUUUUACAAGAUUUAAAAAAUGCAU
Molecule: messenger RNA, 1368 nt
Organism: Morone saxatilis (striped sea-bass)
Lineage: Eukaryota; Metazoa; Chordata; Actinopteri; Moronidae
Exons: 3
Coding region: 19-546 (175 amino acids)
Source: RefSeq, a predicted model, not a curated record